Molecule: messenger RNA, 1692 nt
Organism: Pyricularia grisea
Lineage: Eukaryota; Fungi; Ascomycota; Sordariomycetes; Magnaporthales; Pyriculariaceae
Exons: 3
Coding region: 1-1692 (563 amino acids)
Biological process (GO): secondary metabolite biosynthetic process; fatty acid biosynthetic process
Molecular function (GO): fatty acid synthase activity
Source: RefSeq, a predicted model, not a curated record
AUGCUCGCGCUCGGGUUAAGACCGGGUAAAACCACUAUUAUAAUUAAAAAAGCCCAGGCAGGGGCACAGGUUAGCGUUGCCUACGUUAACUCCCCAACCUUUAUUACCAUAUCCGGAGACGCUAAUGGAAUAAAAAGGAUGCUAAUGGCGGUUGAAAGUAAAGGAGCUUUUACUCGCAAACUGCUGGUAAAUACGGCCUAUUAUUCGUCUUAUAUAGACCUGGUUUUACAGGAUUAUAUAAAUUCUAUAUACGAUUUAAAAGUUAAACCAAAUGCAAGCAAAUUUGGAAUCCGCAUGCACACCUUAAUUACAGGCGCCGUGGUUCAUAACCCGGACGAGCUAGACCUGGUAAAACCCUUGUCGACUGGAUUUAAAAAACGGUCGCGAAAAAACGCCGUCGAUAUACUGGUGGAAAUCGGCCCCCAUUCGGUUUUUCGAGGGCCUUUUGUCCAAUCCCUUCAAACCAUUGGCGUUUCCAGCGUGCCGUAUUUUUCUGCUAUUAUAAGGAGCGAGAACGGAAUGCAGACGGCAUUGGGCCUUGCCGGUACGCUUUUUAACCACGGCGUUCCUCUUAAUUUUACCGCCGCCAAUGGAAAUAAAUCUUCUUUACGGCCACCUCGGACCUUGGUAAAUCUGCCUCCGUACCAAUGGAACCACUCCCAAAAACACUGGGCAAAAACCCGCCUUAUAAGGGAAUUUAAACUUCGAGAGCAUGGUCCAAAAAACCUGAUCGGAGCACCCUUUUCUGCGACGUCGGCCAACGAGCAUAUAUGGCGGGGGUUUUUAAGAUUCGAGGAGCAGCCAUGGGUUAACGAUUACAAAAUUAACGACUUAACUUUAUAUUCCGGCGCUGGAUUUAUCACCAUGGCGGACACGCAAAAUAUAAGGACUAUAACAGGCUUUCGGCUCCGCGACAUCCAGCUUAUAUCCGCGAUGCUUGUCUCACCGGACAAAGGUAAAAUUAAAUACACCCUAAAUUUAAAGGCUGGGCCAAAUAAAGAUUGGUACCAGUUCGCUGUCGUUAGCUUUGGAGAUGGUCGGUCUCUAACUUACAAUUAUAUCGGAAUUAUGCUGGUUAAAUACGAUAAUGUUCAACUGGGUUUAAUAGAGCAGUUGGAGAUUGCUGCUGCUUUCGCGACAGCUUCGUCUUCUUACCACCAAACUAUCGAUCCGGGCAAAUUUUACGAAACCCUUAAACACGUUGGUUUCCACUACGGCCCCUGUUUUUCGAACGUCACUUCACUCUUUUGCAAACCCGGCACAUGCGUGGGUAAUAUCGUCAUUCCCGACGUUGGUUUCACAAUUGCCGACACCAGCCCUAUAUUAGAUAAUUUGUACAAGGAGCGCCCGCAUAUCGUGCAUCCAACCUUCCUCGACGCCGUAUUCCAUUUGGGGUUUGCUGCACUUAUGGGAGAUGGCCAAAAGGUGAUUAACCCAAUGGUUCCAACAUAUAUUAAUGAGAUAUAUUUGAGCAAUCGUCUACCUAUUAAUGUUAAAAAGCACCUAAAGGGCUUCGCUUAUAUUAAAAUGGCCGGGUUAAAGAACCUCCAAACUAAGAUUGCUAUUAUGGACGAACAAGAGAGUAGCCCCGUUUUAACAAUACGGGGAUUAUAUUGCUCCCAGAUUAAUAAUGCCACGUCCGGAGCCGCAAAUAUUGGGUUACCUCCCGUUGUUAAAAAGGAGGCAAGUUAA